AUGGAUAAAGACAUCCAUCCAUUCAUAUGCUUGUCGUGGCUUUUCUUUCAAUUCACCAGCGGUCCGUCCCGUAUGGCUCUGGAUUGGCUCACAGACACGAAACCCAUUGUGGAUGAACACGCACUGGAGAUGGACAAAGACAUCCAUAAAGGUGCUUGCCCCGUCGCUUUAUUUCAAUUUGCCCACGGUCCAUUGUGCAGAACUUUUGGACUGACCCAUAUGUCGGUUGGCUUCAAUUAUACGUGUGGUCUGGUCGACAAAGGAGCUGCGGCGGGCAGAGAAGCCGUUGCUUUCAUUGAAAGUUUGUCGGCGAUGCAGAAAGGCCCUUUUUUUAUAUCUCCCAUUACUUCGAUGCAGGAAGGCAUUAUACUGGCGGUGAGCUUGAAUUUUCUUUAUGGGAUCUCUUGUCGCUUUGUUUCAGCACCACGAGAUUUGUUGGGUGCAAAAUGUCGACAAGGACGUGAUGGCGGGGCUUCGGCACACGCAACGGCAAAGGAUCUGGCACUGAACAAUAAUGGACAACUGGCGGGGAAAGGGCUUACGAUGAACAAUGGCGUGAAACUGGCAGGAAAGGGCUUGACGCCGCACAAUGGCAUGCAAGGGCGAAGAAUAAUGAUGGACAACCGCGGCGAAGGGCCUGGCAAUGAAUAA
Molecule: messenger RNA, 651 nt
Organism: Pseudogymnoascus destructans
Lineage: Eukaryota; Fungi; Ascomycota; Leotiomycetes; Thelebolales; Thelebolaceae
Exons: 1
Coding region: 1-651 (216 amino acids)
Source: RefSeq, a predicted model, not a curated record